Molecule: messenger RNA, 903 nt
Organism: Oncorhynchus masou masou (cherry salmon)
Lineage: Eukaryota; Metazoa; Chordata; Actinopteri; Salmoniformes; Salmonidae
Product: germ cell-specific gene 1-like protein
Exons: 5
Coding region: 1-903 (300 amino acids)
Cellular component (GO): plasma membrane
Source: RefSeq, a predicted model, not a curated record
AUGAAGACCACUCGCAAGUGCAGGGCACUGCUGUCCGUUAGUAUGAAUCUUUUAGCACUAUUUUUCUCAAUAACUGCUUUCAUCACAACAUACUGGUGCGUCGGCACGCAGCGCGUCCCCAAGCCGAAGUGCACUAAACUUCGUACGCACAACUGCAUCGAUUAUGGAGUGAACGAGACGGACCCCAAAGUAGUGGUGUACAGUUGGGAAACGGGGGACGACCGGUUCCUAUUCAGACAGUUCCACACCGGGAUCUGGUUCUCCUGUGCGGAGAAUAUCCAUGAUGAAGGUGAGAAAUGCAGGAGCUUUAUCGAUCUGGCUCCGGCUUCGGAGAGAGGUGUCCUAUGGCUGUCGGUGGUCUCUGAGAUGCUCUACAUAGUCCUGUUGAUAGUGGGUUUCAGCCUGAUGUGUCUAGAACUGGUUCACUCCAGCACCAGCAACAUGAUAGAUGGACUGAAACUGAACGCCUUCGCUGCAAUCUUCACCGUCCUCUCAGGGCUCCUGGGUAUGGUGGCCCACAUGAUGUACACACAGGUGUUCCAGGUGACAGUCACCCUGGGCCCUGCAGACUGGAGGCCCUAUAACUGGGACUACGGAUGGUCCUUCUGCAUGGCCUGGGCAUCCUUCACUUGCUGCAUGGGUGCAUCAGUCACCACCCUCAACUCCUACACCAAGACUGUCAUCGAGUUCCGACACAAACGCAAGACCUUCGUGCAGAGCAUCCGAAAGGAGCAGGCGCGUCAGGCGUUGGGAUACUACCGCGAUCACUCCCUGCGCUCCAUAUCCCAAACCGUGGAGGUGUACACACAGACGCCGUAUAGCAGUGGUAUUAGGACGCACGUACCGGCCGCGUCGUUAGACCCGAGUGACGUAUCAGAGACUCUGGGGGAAGACCAGUGCUGA